Molecule: messenger RNA, 312 nt
Organism: Parus major (Great Tit)
Lineage: Eukaryota; Metazoa; Chordata; Aves; Passeriformes; Paridae
Product: putative small proline-rich protein 5
Exons: 2
Coding region: 1-312 (103 amino acids)
Source: RefSeq, a predicted model, not a curated record
AUGUGCUCCCGCGGGUCCUGCCACGACUACGAGUCCUCCUGCCACAGAUCCCGCUCCUCCUGCCACGGAUCCUGGUUCUCCUGCCACAGAUCCCGCUCCUCCUGCCACGAGCCGGAGUCCUCCUGCCACUACACCAUCCAGAGGCAGCCGGUGCAGAAAUGCACCUACACCAGGCCCUGCUGUCCCCCCGUGCAGCGCUACUGUCCCCCUGUCCCCUAUUGUCCCCCUGUCCCCUAUUGUCCACCUGUCCCCUACUGUCCCCAGGUCACCAAGAACAUCUGCAACCUGCCACCGGCGUGUCCCAAGUACUGA